AUGAGAUUUCGCAGCAUUAGCGCUGUUCGCAACACGGAGAAUCUACAUCUGCCGUUCCUCAUCACCAAAUACAAGUAUGAACCUCUACCAACACCAACAUGCAUCCGGCUCCUGGAAAUCGCUCCAUUUGCAGAGAAGAACGUCAUCCGCUGUUCUUUGAGAACGUUUGAGCUACAGCACUCGCCAAACUUCAGAGCGCUCAGCUAUACUUGGGGUGAGAGCCAAGUCAAGAUACCGCAACUUUUGAAAGAUGCGUCACAUUUUGGUGGUCAAAGACGUACCAGACGUGCAGUGGAAGAGGUUGAAAUAGGACCACCGCGCAAACAUUCGAUCAUCUGUGACGGCCAACUCAUCAAGGUCACUACGAAUCUGCGAGACGCUCUCCGCAUGCUCACCAACACCAUCAAUAUAGCACACACACCGAAGACGCCCAGUUUCUACUGGAUCGACGCUCUGUGUGUGGAUCAAAGUAAUGUCGCCGAGCGGAAUAAUCAAGUCAAACGAAUGGGCGAUGUCUUCAAGAAGGCAGACGGCGUGGUCGUAUGGCUAGGCAAGGAUGAUGAGUUCGUACACGAUGCACUGAAGACAAUUCGUACCAUUGCCUCAACCUCUGACAAGUCUUGGCCACUGGUACCUUAUACGUCAUUUUAUGAGCCGGAGAAAGCGCCACAUCUGAACUUAUCUUUCUACAACUGGCUUGGAUUCAUGUGA
Molecule: messenger RNA, 711 nt
Organism: Parastagonospora nodorum SN15
Lineage: Eukaryota; Fungi; Ascomycota; Dothideomycetes; Pleosporales; Phaeosphaeriaceae
Exons: 1
Coding region: 1-711 (236 amino acids)
Source: RefSeq, a predicted model, not a curated record